Messenger RNA from Trypanosoma grayi, 1138 nucleotides. RefSeq lists its product as hypothetical. The transcript has a single exon. The annotation marks the transcript as partial. The record is from RefSeq and is a predicted model, not a curated record. NCBI's taxonomy places the organism in Eukaryota, Euglenozoa, Kinetoplastea, Trypanosomatida, Trypanosomatidae.
AUGCCGCAUCUCCCACAGAGUCCGCAGCAGACACACUCGGCCCCUCUGCUACCAGAACCGGUGCGGACGAGCGGUGGGUGCACGUACCUUAAGGAGGGGGGAGGCUGGGCAGGAGCAGUGGCAGCAGCAACGGUCAACGGAACGCACAGCUUCUCACGGGGGCAGGCUGGUGAGGAGGAGCAGUGGCGCAGACGGCACUCCCAAGACACCCGUGCAUCGGCGUGCCUGCGACAGAUCGAUCUACAACAGACAGUGGAGUCAUCUUGUUGCAAGAAAAAUGUUAUCUCGUGCUCGCCGAGUGCGAGAGAUGCUUGUGUCCAGAAGGAUGCGCACUCAGUUGCUGUGAUAGAAACAAGGGAUAACCUGCACGAGGUGGCGCCGCUGUCGUUAUCAUCAUCCGCAGCGGCUGCUACUACUGGGCCAACCGCGUAUGAAAUGGCUCUCGCAAAGUACGAACGGAAGCUGCUGCGCAUGACUCAGAAGCAACAACUUGUGGAAGGGAAGCAUCGCCAGGAAGUUCUGAGCCGUCGGAGGGCUGUGAAUGAGAAAUAUAGCGAGUUGAGCCGGCUACAGACUGCAACGGGUUCCGCGCGACGUGCAACAGUGAAUCACCGUGACGGCAGUGCACCGCGACGUCGACACGGUGACGAUGGCGUCGGCUCGCCGAGUACGGCGCCGAGAAAGGUCACUGCAGUAGAUGCUGCGGCGCGGAACGACACUCCGAGGGCAUGUACUUUGGAUGGUGCAUUGGAAGCGGUUGGCCACACAUCUCCAUCGCCCGCGGCGCAUUUAAGCAAUGCUGUCUCACGCAAGCGGAAAGGUGGCAAAACUGAAUAUGGUGUUGGUGGCGUGACAGCUAGCUGGGGUGAGGUUCCAGAAAAUAAAAUAGAUGUAGAGCCCACAGGAGGGGUGGGCGGAAAAGGCUGCAGCUGGGGCGACCCAAAUGCCGCCGCACAGCAGAGGACUGUGAAGGAUAUACGUUGCCCAGAAGGCUUUCUGCCCACUGCCACACCCUUGGCAGCACCGUCUCUCUUCUGUGGCAAGGCAGUGAUGGCAGACGAGGUGAUGGUGGCGGGGGGUGACACAUUCGACGGCCUGUGCUUCACCGCGCGUCCGUGGCGCACCCCGCCGCGUCCGC